Messenger RNA from Antechinus flavipes (yellow-footed antechinus), 1119 nucleotides. RefSeq names its product probable E3 ubiquitin-protein ligase TRIML1. Gene Ontology annotation, molecular function: zinc ion binding. Bases 1 to 1119 code for a protein of 372 amino acids. The transcript is spliced from 2 exons. NCBI's taxonomy places the organism in Eukaryota, Metazoa, Chordata, Mammalia, Dasyuromorphia, Dasyuridae. The record is from RefSeq and is a predicted model, not a curated record.
AUGGAUGCCAGAGACUUAAUUGAAAAUCUCAAGGGACACCUUACUUGCUCCGUCUGCCUGGGUUACUUCUCUGACCCAGUGACAGUCAAAUGCGGACAUAGUUUUUGCAGAGAGUGUCUUCUCCAGUGCAAGGAGAGAGCCACUGAAAUCUUAACCUGCCCAGAGUGCAGAGGAGUCAUCAGAUGCAAAGACUUGGUGCCCAACAGCCACCUGCAGAGCCUGGCCGUCAUUGGCCAAAAGCUCCGACCUCAUUUGCUGCAGAGCACGGUGAGCCUGACCACCUGUGAUCAACAUGGGAAACAAGAGAAGUUCUUCUGUGAGGAGGAUCAGAGGCUACUCUGCGGUUCUUGCUCAUCAGCCCCAGAGCACAAGGCUCACAAAGUCCUUCCUUGGGAAACCGUUGCCAACAAGUGCAGGGAUGAGCUCAAGGAGACACAGACUGUCUUGGGAGAAACAGAGGAGGAGUAUGAAAUUAUGUUGGAAAACGCGAGAAAGAGAAAGCUAUGGUGUAAGGAGAAUGUAUCCACGUUGAAACAUUCAGUAAUGUGUGAAUAUGAGAAAAUUCACCAGUUCUUAUGGGAUGAAGAAUAUGAGCACUUGGAAAGGAUACAACACGAAUCCAGAGACGGCCUGGCUAAAAUGGAGGAGAACAUGGACGAGCUGAGCCAACAAAUCCAGAAUCUGCAAGAAAUGAUGUUAGAAGUACAGAAUAAUUUGAACAAGGCACCUUUGGAAAUGCUCCGGGAUAUGCAAGGCAUUUUGGAAAGGAAUGAUGAGCUUCUACUUCAAGAACCUGAGCUUGUUUCACCUUCCCUGAGCAGCUGCUCCAUCACAUGCUUGAGAGAAGUGCUCCUGAAGUUCUGGAGUGACAUAACUCUUGAUCCCGAAUCAGCCAAUCCUCAUCUCAUGCUUUCUCAAGAUUUGAAGAGGGUCCAGUAUGGAAGUGUCCAUCAGGACUUGCCUGACAACAAAGACAGAAAUGACUGUGUUCUUGCUGUUUUGGGGAUCCAGACUUUUACCUCAGGAAAACAUUAUUGGGAGGUUGAGGUGGAAAAUAAGACAGAGUGGGAAUUGGGUGUCUGCGAAGAUUCAGCCAAAAUGGACAAGCUCUGCCGCUAA